CAAAAUGGCGAAUAAUCGAGAUGAUUUUAUUCGGUUGCUGUGGUAUAGACUUUUAUCAGUAACUUUAGUAGUUAUAUUUUAUUCUCUGAAGAGUAAAGUGUCUGGGCUCAAAUGUUACUGUGUACAACACUGUCCAAAUAAUGAACUAGAAGGAACAUGUACUGCUAGAAAAGGUGGUCGAUGUUUUAGUGCUGUAGAAGAAGUUGUUAACAUGGCAACUGGGCAGUUAGAAGCAGAACGCACAUAUGGCUGCUUGCCUCCAAAUGAAAGUGGCAUUUUGCAAUGUAAAGGAAAUCUUGUUCCUCAUCGCAUACCAAAGUCUAUAGCAUGCUGUGAUGAUAAAGAUAUGUGCAAUGAGGCUUUAAGUCCUGUGUAUACAGUAAUACCAACCACCCCAGGUCCAGGAGAAUUCUCAAGUUUUGAUGACAGUGUUCACCAAAUUGCACUUCUCAUAUCUGUGACUGCCUGCUUUAUCUUCCUGAUUGUAUUUGUAUUAAUUGCCUACAUAAGGUGCAAAAAACGAGAAGAAAGACGACAAACUUACAUUGCUUCCGAACAGUGUAACUCUUUUAUUACUACAGGGGAGACUAUUAAAGACUUGAUAGAUAAGUCCUUAAGCUCUGGAAGUGGAUCUGGCCUUCCUUUAUUAGUUCAACGAACAAUAGCAAAACAGAUCGAGCUGAUCAACAGUAUUGGAAAGGGGCGGUACGGAGAGGUGUGGAAAGCUAAAUGGAGAGGAGAGAAUGUAGCAGUCAAAGUGUUCUUCACAACAGAAGAAGCCAGCUGGAUCAGAGAGACUGAAAUUUAUCAGACUGUGUUGUUGAGGCAUGAAAAUAUUCUUGGUUUUGUUGCCGCUGACAUUCGUGGUACAGGCUCAUGGACGCAGUUACUCUUAAUUACUGAUUAUCAUGAAUAUGGUUCUUUACAUGAUUACCUGAAACUGCACACACUAGAAGUUCCUGACCUACUUAGAAUGACUUCCUCAAUAUCCUCUGGCCUUUCACACCUUCAUAAUGAGGUGUUUGGCAAGCAAGGUAAACCAGCUAUUGCCCAUCGAGACAUCAAAAGUAAAAACAUCUUAGUAAAGAAAGAUGGAACUUGUGCUAUAGCAGACUUUGGUUUAGCUGUGAAAUAUAACAGUGAAGUAAAUGAAAUAGAUAUAGCUGCCAAUAAAAGAGUGGGAACUAAACGGUACAUGGCACCUGAAGUUAUUUCAGAGACAAUCAACACCUCUCAUUUUGAUUCCUACAGGAUGUCAGACAUGUAUUCCUUUGCUCUUGUUCUUUGGGAGAUUUCCCGAUGCUGUGUUACAAAUGGUGUUGUGGAUGAAUACCAGAUACCUUACCAUGAUUGUGUAUCAUCAGAUCCAAGUUUUGAGGACAUGAGAAAAGUAGUGUGUGUUGAAAAUAUUCGACCUGCUAUUCCUAGCAGGUGGAACUCUUGUAAAGUCCUUCAAACAAUCAGUAAAAUCAUGCAGGAGUGUUGGCACUCAAAUCCAUCUGUCAGACUUACCUCCUUACGGGUGAAGAAAACUUUACUAAAGUUGAAUAGUAGCCAAGACUUUAAAGUUUUUUAAGGCCAAUACUACCUCAACUUUUGAGCAUUGUCAGCUUCAGUAAUACAGGCCUUCUCCAUCUCCUCUAAGGAGGCAAUUGCAUGUGGAGGUCAAAAUAUUUGAAACGUGAGUGGCAGCCAGUGGCAGUGUUGACAAAACCAAAUCAGUAUGAAUCUAUCUACACUGUCAUUCAUUUAAAAGGAGUCUUUUGAAGCAUGCCAACAAUGCAAAGCCUUGCGUCAAGGCUAUUCUUUUAGAAAGCCUGGAGUGAGAUAUCCUCCCUCACCUUUAAGAAAAUUUUUUAAAAGAUUUUUGAGAUUUAGUGCUUAACAGGCACAAAUCAAGCUCCUGAUGAAUGGAGAUUUCUAGGGAAAUGAGCUUCCAGUACAACAACAUAAAGUUACAUUUAUCAUAAACUGUACUACUGCUGUUCUAGCAGAAGGAUGGUCACUGUAAAAUAUGCAAUUUUGUAAGGUAGAGUGCCAUUUCAUUAAGUUAUCAGACUUGUAAGUACAAGUACUGUUAAAUAGUACUGUAUGUGAAGUGGUGUUUUUGUAAGAAUUAUGUUACUUUUUUUUUAUAUGUUUCAUGAUGAGAUUCUCUGUAAGGUAGAGUGACAAGAAGAGCUAAUUUUGUUUGUAUGUAUGUCUGUUAAAGAAAUCAGUGAUUUGUUAGUACAAGCUUACUUAACUAGAUACAAAUAUUUAAACAAAAUCAAACAAAUUUAAUUUGUGUUUAACUUUUGUUUAGAAUAUUAAAAGAUAUGAAUUUCAUUUACAGGAAGAGUUAUAUGGUUUGAACUAGUACGUGAAAAAAAAAAGUUUAAGUUCACACAUCACAGAUGAUAGGAAAUGGUCCAUAAUUUGUGUUUUAAGUGUAAAUGUUAUGUAGUACGAGUUUUUUAUUAUUCACACUGAUUCAGUGUAAGAAAA
This is a messenger RNA of Limulus polyphemus (Atlantic horseshoe crab), 2487 nucleotides long. RefSeq names its product bone morphogenetic protein receptor type-1B-like. Gene Ontology annotation, molecular function: SMAD binding; transforming growth factor beta receptor activity, type I; ATP binding. Gene Ontology annotation, biological process: BMP signaling pathway; protein phosphorylation; cellular response to growth factor stimulus. The coding region runs from base 5 to 1576 and encodes 523 amino acids. The transcript is spliced from 11 exons. The record is from RefSeq and is a predicted model, not a curated record. Gene Ontology annotation, cellular component: plasma membrane; signaling receptor complex. NCBI's taxonomy places the organism in Eukaryota, Metazoa, Arthropoda, Merostomata, Xiphosura, Limulidae.